This is a messenger RNA of Talpa occidentalis (Iberian mole), 1722 nucleotides long. It is a transcript of the gene ANKRD65, whose product is annotated as ankyrin repeat domain 65. Gene Ontology annotation, molecular function: protein binding. Lineage: Eukaryota; Metazoa; Chordata; Mammalia; Eulipotyphla; Talpidae. The record is from RefSeq and is a predicted model, not a curated record.
AUGGUCGCUCCCCGAACCUCAGUGCGCGGGAGAAGACCCGAGACAGUGACCGGUGUGCCUGCGCUGCGGAGGCCCCACUUGGGUUGCUGGGUAAACAGCGUGGCACCGCCGCCCUCCCCGGCCCGGAGGCAGCAGGAGCUGGCGCUGCCUCCUCGCCUGAAACCACAGAUGGAUGCCGGGAGUCCCGAGCCGGGCACGCCGGGCCCACUGGACCCAGAGGAGGAGCAGGAGCUGCGCUGGGUGGAGCUGGGCUCUGAGGGGGCCCCGGGGGCUGGGACAGAGGGGCCCAGUGCCCCCGGGGCCGGGGGGCGCCUGCUGGGCGUGUGGUCGGGUCGCGUGGGCCUGGUGACACAGCUGCUGCGCCAAGGGGCCAGCGUGGAGGAGAGGGACCGCGCGGGCCGGACCCCGCUCCACCUGGCCGUGCUGCGCGGCCACCUGCCCCUGGUGCGGCUGCUGCUGCGGCGCGGGGCCCCGGCGGGCGCGGCGGACGGCGCGGGGCGCACGCCCCUGCACGAGGCGGCCUGGCCCGGGCACGCGCGCGCGGCGGAGCUGCUGCUGCGGCGCGGGGCGGCGGCCGCGGCGCGCUCGGGGGCCGGGCUCACGCCGCUGCACUGGGCGGCCGCGCUGGGCCGCGCGCUGCUGGCCGCGCGCCUGCUGGCGGCGCCGGGCCCCGACCCCGCGGCGGCGGACGCGCGCGGCUGGACGGCGGCGCACUGGGCGGCGGCGGGCGGGCGGCUGCCGGUGCUCGAGCUGCUGGCGGCCGGCGGGGCGGCCCUGGACGGCGCGCUGCUGGUGGCCGCCGCGGCGGGGCGCGGAGAGGCGCUGCGGCUGCUGCUGGCCCGCGGGGCGCGGGUGGACGCCCGGGACGGCGCGGGCGCGACGGCGCUGGGAGUCGCGGCCGGCCUGGGCCGCCAGGAGGACGUGCAGGCGCUGCUGGACGGCGGCGCUGACCCCGGCCUCAGGGACAGGCACGGCCGCUCUGCGCUGCACAGGGCCGCCGCCGGGGGACACCUGGCUGCGGCGCGGCUGCUGGCAUCGCGGGGCGCCGAGGUGGACGCGCGGGACGCUGGCCUCACGCCCUUGCACCACGCCGCCUGGGGAGGCCACACCGGCGUGGCGGGCCUUCUUCUGGAGCGGGGCGCGCAGGCCGACGCUGCUGGCUGGCUCCUCACCACCCCCCUGCACCUGGCCACCGAGCGCGGCCACGGCCCCGCCGCAGAGCUGCUGCUGAGCCGGGGAGCCAGCCCCACCCUGAGGACGCGGUGGGCAGAGGUGGCCCGGCCCCGGCGCCUGAGGGGGCCCUGGCGGAUGCUGCCUGCCCUGGGCGUGAGCCUGCAGGGCCGACUGGGAAAGAGCAGCCUCCGCCCUGUGCCUGCUGGGGCGGGAGGAGCGGCCCAGGGCUGCGGUGCCGCCCACGGACCCGGGGUCCUGGCGGCGCUGCCCACUCUGACAAUGAGGAAAGGGCUGGACCAAGGCUGGUGGCUGCCCGUCUCCCGGCCUCCGCGAGGGGUGUGGGUGCUGGCGCUGUCGUCUCCCGCGGGGCCCCCGCUAACUGCAGGCCGAGCUGAGGUCGCAGUGGUGUUACCUCCCCGACCCUGCAGCCCCAUGAAAACUCUGCCUGGGCUCUCCCCCGCCUCUGCCCCCGCGCACCAGAGCCCUGUGCCCGCGGCCCAGGGGGCACAGCAACACCCCCAAACAUUACAAACCCCAUGGUACAGCUGA